AUGGGGUAUCUAUCGCGUAUGACACAGUGGAAGAGCAAGCUGCAACUGCCCGACGAUGCCACGCUGGAUGAUUCAACGGCACGAGCACAGCUGCGACUUGGUCUUUUCUCCUAUCCAGUCCUACAAGCUGCCGAUAUCCUUGUGCAUAGAGCUACCCAUGUCCCGGUUGGGGAAGACCAAAAACAGCACCUGGAGUUUUCCCGAUAUACCGCAAACAGCUUCAACCACCUCUACGGGCCGAUUUUCCCCAUCCCAGAGGCAUUGAUAUCUCCUGCCAAGCGAGUGAUGUCCCUUAAGGAACCCACUUCCAAAAUGUCCAAAUCGCACGCCGAUGAGAAAUCCCGGAUUAUCCUUAUUGACUCGCCGGCUGAAAUCCGCCAGAAAGUCAAGGUAGCCCUGACCGACUCGGAAGGAAGCAUCACCUACGACCCAACGCGCCGGCCUGGGGUGUCUAAUCUCAUUGAGAUCCUAAGCCACCUGGAAGGUGUAUCAUGCGAGGAGAUUGCAACCGACUUCCACAGCGCCAGUCUCCGAUCGCUCAAGGAACAUGUUGCAGACCGGAUCGCGUAUCAUUUGCAAGAAAUCCGAGAUCGGUAUAUUACGAUCAUGGAGGAUCAGACUGGUUACCUGGAGUCAGUGGCUGAGGAGGGCGCCGAAGCAGCGCGGGCCAACAGUCGGGUGACCAUGCAGCAAAUUCGGGAAGCGAUGGGUCUGUAA
Penicillium hordei is the source of this 717-nucleotide messenger RNA. Its product is annotated as tryptophan--tRNA ligase MSW1. The transcript is spliced from 4 exons. Bases 1 to 717 code for a protein of 238 amino acids. Lineage: Eukaryota; Fungi; Ascomycota; Eurotiomycetes; Eurotiales; Aspergillaceae. Gene Ontology annotation, molecular function: ATP binding; tryptophan-tRNA ligase activity. The record is from RefSeq and is a predicted model, not a curated record. Gene Ontology annotation, cellular component: mitochondrial matrix; mitochondrion. Gene Ontology annotation, biological process: mitochondrial tryptophanyl-tRNA aminoacylation.